UUGUUUCAGGCAUUGCUCAGUAGAUUGUCAAAUGAUUGCGCAUCGGCACAGUGCCGAACGGAUGGUUUCACAUGUGUAUUUGUGCAAAUUGUAUCGGUGAAACCGCUGAAGGUAAAAGAUGAAACGGGCAGCCUAGUUUUGAAUUUACCGAAAGAAAGUGAAGUUUUCCUCAGAGAUGUCCAAUAUGGUGGAUAUUGCUAUGUGCUGUUGGAUACAAGCAAAAGACCGAUUCGUCUUACCACUCAGCUACCGAAGUGGCGCAUCUUGCACAGUGCCAACUACAGAAAUUUCGUGAUAGCACUCGCUAAACGUUUCGGCAUGGACAACAACGAUUAUCACGAUUUCGAGGCGCACUUAUGGGGUCGUGGAUAA
This is a messenger RNA of Gongylonema pulchrum, 372 nucleotides long. The record is from the annotation of a GenBank genome assembly. Lineage: Eukaryota; Metazoa; Nematoda; Chromadorea; Rhabditida; Gongylonematidae.